UAGGUAUACUGUUACUACCUUGUAUUGCAUUUACUUAAGCUUUGAUUUGGUAUUCUUCUCACUUACUUUAUUGUGAAUCAGAUUUGACGGUGGCCGAAGCGGAGGUUAAGGCCAUACUUCUCUUGCUUGGUCUCACUUACGAGGACCGACCGAAACUUUCCUCUUUCUCGGUGGUUGAAUCCGAAGAUUGCUCUGUUCCUGCCGAUACCGGCGAAGGUUCUGCUACGCAGCUUCAUAGGAAAAGGAAGGCUGUAGUUCCUCCGCCGCAAGGAGGGAGAACGAAGGCGGCCUUGGCCCUUCGGAAGAAACGCCGCGAACUUAUCUCCGAUGAUAUGGCGGCUGAUAAAGACGCCACCGACACCGAAGACACUCAAGGUGAGCCCGGGAUCCAAGAUGAUCCGAAGGUUUCUGUGACCAAUCCCAUCGCUUCGCCGGAACGCAGCGCCAGUGAGCCGGUGGCCAUUCCGGUCCUCGAUCUCGGCGACGACGAGGACGAAACAACUGGUCCUCAAACAGAUGAGGAAAUAAAUUUAGCGGAGGUGGGAAGGGCCGAAGAGCCUGAAGAAUCUAAAGGAGGGGUGGAAUCACUAGAUGUUCCAUUGGACUCUAGCUCAUCUGAAGGCCGAAAGGCCAUUGAUAUCGAAGGUUUGGGCGAGCCCUCGCCCCGUCGAGGUAGCCUUGGCGGCCAGGGCCCUUGGUCUUCCAUUGCCCCUGGAAGCGCUGACGAUUGCGUCAUUCGAGCCGGGUUCCGGGAAGGUGGAGGAGGCGAAGAAGAUUUUCGAUAGUUUGGCCCUUCCCGGACUUGAAAUGCAACUAGCUGAAAAGCCUGCUUCCGAACUUGUAGAUGCCUUCAACGUUCUGUGCUCGAAGGGUACGAUAUUGUCACACAAACACUCAGAGCAGAUCGAGGCUUCAGCGAAGGCGUCGGAGGAGUUAAAGUCCCAGUACCUUGCGCGGGCUGAAAAUGCCGAAGCUCAGCAAAAGGAGCAUAUGCUGAAAGCGAACGAGGCUAUUCUGGUUUCACAGAAUCUUAGCCUUCAACUUGAAGAUCUUGGCUCGAACAAGCGAGACCUAGAGAUCGAGCUAUCCGGUCUUCGCAAAAAUGCUGAAGCUUCCGACGCGAAUUUGCUUGAGCUUCAGCUUAUCAACCAGUCGGAUAAAGAAGAGAUCUCGCGCCUUCGAAACGCACUAGCGAAGGCGGAGCACUUAUAUAGCAUCGCCAUCGCAGAGCAUGCUGAGAAAUUUGAGCCAAAAACAACUGAAGCCAGCGAAGCCUUUCGUCAGACUUUUGCUAAGUUGGGCUCUUCGAUCGGCCGUGCCGCCAAGCGUCCGACAAGUUGGUCUUGAUGGACUUCUUGGUUGGCUUGCUAAAUCCAGCAAGAGCCUUCUCCCAGCCGCCGAAGCAUAUGGUGAUUUCUGUGCUCUGGUCUCUGUUUAAAUAUUUUGAUCACCUUCACUUCCUGCGCAGGUUCCGUCUUCGGACACUGCGCAGGUUGUUGAAGAUGCCAUUUCUUUCAUUAUGAUGAGGGAUAAUUUUUUUUCCUGAUCUUGGUCUUGUUGGGAAACUUUUUGUCGCCUUUACCCUGAAACAAGGUUCGACAAGUACUGGCGAGGAAAGGUUAGGUCUUACGAGAGAAGGAACGCUGAUGCUAAGGCAUUUUGGGAAUCCUUUAACCCUUCGGAAUUAGAGUCUCGAAGGGAGCGUUGAAUUAAUCGUAGAAUCGCACGUGGAGAUUACACUCCGCCGCAUGUAUUUACUGAACCGAAACCUGAGCCGGAGGACGAGAGUCUUGAUCCUCAUCAUGGACCUGUUGGUUAUUGUUAUGUUCGAAGGCCUCCACCUUCGUAAGAAAUUCAUGACUCCGAAGAUGAUUUCGGCUCGUUUGUUACUUCCUCUGCAACCUCUUCGUACAGCUUUGAGGAGUCUCCGUUAGACCCAUUUGAACCUUUUCAUGCAAGCGAAGGCACCGCAUUUCAAUUCAGGGUUAGCCAGCUGUAUAAGGAUCUUCUUGAUCCGUGUAUUGAUGAAUUCGUUGAAUAAA
Molecule: messenger RNA, 2042 nt
Organism: Phragmites australis (common reed)
Lineage: Eukaryota; Viridiplantae; Streptophyta; Magnoliopsida; Poales; Poaceae
Exons: 2
Coding region: 592-1347 (251 amino acids)
Source: RefSeq, a predicted model, not a curated record